AUGCAGGCGAUAAACGUGAACGUCGGCAGUUUGCUGCAAAAUGCCGGCGUGCUCAGAAGCCGGAAUGGUGAGUGAUUCCAUGUAAAAACGGGGAUGUCAGAAGCCGGACUGAAAGGAUUAAACUGUUUACUAUGGAUUCAUGAUGUAAACCGGAAGCACCUGGAAUUUAACAGCGCGUUUUUCCAGGACUCAGACGAAAUCGGAUGGACAUCGAGGCGACCGCCAUCUCUCUUUCCAGAGCCUAUUACUCAGUUUGGAGACAGCUCGGAAGCCCGUCUCCCGCCGCGAUCACCCAAAUGAGCCAACUUCUCAGAGGUCAGUGAUUCCGGUUUCAUGUCUGUUCACAUAUUUACGAUUUCCUUUCGCAGACAGCAUGCUCUCCAGAAGAUGCGUACGGAAGACGGGAAUAUCAGUAAAUUUCGACGAUGCCGUCAUCCGGAUAUUCCCUUCAACUUCGUCGUUCUGUAAGCCAGCCCAAUAUUUUGCACAUUCAAACGUUCAAACUGUUUCCAGACAUUCAGAAACGUGGAUUCCGAACGCGAAAACAAACUUUCGGAGUGGGAAACAGUGGCAAAGAGGAGGAAUCGAAGUCGCCGUUGACAGUGUUCUCCGAAAUGCUGGCGGGAAAAAAGACGAAGAGUCCAGAAGCAGGCGUUGAGAAAUGGAAUCAGUAUGAGGCGGACCUCAAGAAACUUCCCGAUUCCCAGCAGAGAACAUACACGGUCAGAAAUGAGAAGAUACCUAGAAACAGGGGAUAAAUUACAGGAUGGAUUCGUGAAAGGCCUUCUGUCGACCGGACCCGCAGGCAAAGACGCCAAGAAAUCGAACACUCUGACUCGCUUCUACAUUUUUCUCGUCUUUUGCAUCUUUUUCGGAUACCUAACCGGAAGUGAGUUAUUUCCUUCUCUCUUCCUCUUCGGGUUAACAUUUGUCUCUCCCUGCAUGCCGGAUUGGUGCCCCUAAUCAGAUUUUCUGCCGGUCUUUUUGAUAAUCCGAGACUCUCAUUUAUCCCCUCCCUAAAGGAAUUCGUGUGCGUGUAGGCGAUCGACAAAUCGGCAAUCUGUUCUUCUCGAAUCCGCAAGAAGUGAAUCCUGAAGACGUGCAAGUUUCUUUUGAAGACGUUAGAGGAGUGAGUGAUGAAUGAGCAGAUAGUGUUUGAAGUUGAAUUUUUGCAGAUGGAUGAAGCGAAACAGGAAGUGGAGGAGAUUGUUUCGUACUUGAAAGACCCGGAAAAGUACUCGAGGCUAGGAGGACGUCUUCCAAAAGGAGUCCUUCUUGUAGGACCUCCCGGAACUGGAAAGACCCUUCUGGCGAGGGCGAUUGCUGGAGAGGCCCAUGUUCCGUUUUUCCACACUUCCGGUUCGGAAUUUGACGAAGUCCUUGUUGGUCAAGGAGCCCGCAGAGUCAGAGAUCUCUUUGACAAGGCGAAGGCUCGGUACGAACAGAACACACUGCAAUUUGAGAGAAUUUGUGAAUUCCAGUGCUCCGUGCAUCAUUUUCAUCGACGAAAUCGAUUCGGUCGGCUCGAAACGAGUCUCAAAUUCCAUUCAUCCGUACGCUAAUCAGACCAUAAAUCAGCUGCUCAGGUACUUAUUCAGCCUGCAAAAUCGGAUUAUAUUUGUUUGUUUUGCUUUUCAGUGAGAUGGAUGGCUUCACUCGCAACGAGGGAAUAAUUGUGAUCGCAGCCACAAAUCGCGUCGACGACCUCGAUAAAGCCCUUCUCCGUCCUGGCCGAUUCGACGUCCGUGUCACUGUUCCGAAGCCCGAUCUUUCUGGCCGAGUCGACAUCUUCAACUUUUAUCUCUCGAAAAUAAUUCAUUCGUCUUGUGUAGACCCAAAGGUUCUUGCCAAAGGAUCUACGGGAUUCACGGGUGCCGACAUUGAGAACAUGGUGAACCAGGCUGCUCUGAAAGCGGCCUCUGACAACGCGGUGGAAGUGACGAUGUCGUAUUUGGAUGACGCGAGGGACCGAGUUCUCAUGGGCCCUGCACGAACGGGAGGCAGAAUUCCGGAUGAGGAAGCGAACAGAAACACGGCUUAUCACGAGGCAGGACACACGCUCGUUUCCCUGUUCACGAAAGACGCCACUCCAUUGCAUAAGGUUGGUUGUUCCUUGAAAUUCACAUUAGCGAAAUCUUCUUAUUAUCAGGUUACGAUAAUUCCACGUGGCCAAUCCCUCGGACAUACUGCAAUGCUUCCCGACAAGGACAGUUAUCAGUUGACUAAAUCGCAAAUGCUCGCUACUUUGGAUGUGAUGAUGGGCGGUCGUGUGGCAGAGGAACUCAUUUUUGGCGAUGAUAAAGUGACGACUGGAGCCGCCGACGAUCUGAGCAAAGCGACGCAGUUGGCAGUACAGAUGGUCAAAGUGUUCGGAAUGAGCGAAAAGGUGAAUCAGAGAAUGAAAAAAUUUGUGAAGCCCAAUUCUCUGCAGGUUGGAUUGCGUGAUUACACAGCCGACGAUAAGGACAGCUCUCUGGUCAAAGUGUCCGAUCUCUCCCCGCAGACCGCAGAACUCAUCGACACUGAGAUCAAUCGUGUUCUUCUGGACAGCUACAAACGAGCAAAAGCGAUUUUGGAAUCGAAAAAGGUUAACGGCGCUGUGAAUGCGAACUCAAACAUUCUUUGCAGAAAGAGCAUCAACUGCUGGCCGAGGCGCUGCUCGAGUACGAAACUCUGUCUGCGGAAGAAGUGAAACGAGUGAUUAGCGGCCAGAAAAUCAAGAGACCCACUCCGGCCGCGGUCAAAAAGAGCAACGAGGUGAAGAGGAAUCAGCCGUCGCUUGUGCUUCAUCUGUUCGAAGAGGAAGGCCGCGGAAAACAGUGA
Caenorhabditis sp. 36 PRJEB53466 is the source of this 2823-nucleotide messenger RNA. The record is from the annotation of a GenBank genome assembly. Lineage: Eukaryota; Metazoa; Nematoda; Chromadorea; Rhabditida; Rhabditidae.